Molecule: messenger RNA, 2205 nt
Organism: Stylonychia lemnae
Lineage: Eukaryota; Ciliophora; Spirotrichea; Sporadotrichida; Oxytrichidae
Source: the annotation of a GenBank genome assembly
AUGAGUGAAGGCGACAAAGUAUACAAUUAUGGCUUUAGUAGCAGCAAGAGCAACACCAAUAACUCUAAUUCCUAUGAUGAGCCCCCUAAAAAAUAAGGUAAGGCUGGCUACAAUUUCCUCAGAUCUAAUAAGAAAUUUCACCAAAACACAAGUAAAAGUUUUGAGCCUAAAGGGUUCAAUCCUAAUAGUUCAUUCAAGCCAGACAAGUUUAAACAAGAUUAUAAUUUAGGCAGGAAGAAGCUUUCUGCUGCAAAUGGAGACAAAAAAGAAUCUGAGCCAUCCAGCAAAAAUAGUUGGCAAAAAAAGAAGAGCACGCCACCACCAGCAGCAACGAAUAAUGGUGGUGAUAAAGGAUCGUAGAAUAGAUAGACGUAUGCCUAUGGAAAUGUUAUCAAACCACUUCAAAAAAUAUAUACUUAAUUGACUAUCGAGGGUAUAAAGAGAUUGAUUACUAUUGGUAAUGGAAAUGCUAGCGGUGGAAAUCAUUUUGAACCAGAUAGUGACAAAGAUCUAAUAGUCCAAGUUAUAUUGAUUAAAUACCUUGAAGAUAGCAAAAAUAUGAAAGCAAGGUUGAUGAUAUCAGAUGGAAAUUGGGCAGUAAUGGCGGACGGAAAAGAAAUUUAAUAAUUUGAUGUUAUUAAAUGCUCAAAAGUGCUCACAAAGACUUAUGAUUCAGAUUAAGAUUAAAUUGUACUAGUUAUAACAUACCCUCCUUAAGUUGUUUAUUCAAAUCUUAAAGCCAGAAUUGGUAAUCCAAAAGAAAUGACCAAAUCUUAAUCUUAAUCCUAAAUGCCAAAAGAAAAUUUACAGCCAGCUAAGAUUCCUUACAAUGUAAUCCUAUAAAACUCCACCAUUCAAGAGUUUGAGCUUGUAUAUCAAGAUGGUGGAUUCUUACCAAUAGCCAAAUUGACUCCUUAUAUGGGAGGGAGAUGGAGAAUAAAAGCUAGACUGACCAAGAAAGGAGAUAGAAGGUCAUGGAAAAGUGACAAAGGAGAGGGAACAUUGAUGAAUGUAGAACUUAUAGAUGAGGAUGGAACGACUAUCUAGGGCACAUUCUUCCAAGAUAUUGCUGACAAAUUUUAUGAUUUGUUGAGAGAGAACUGUGUCUAUGUAAUGACAGGAGGAUUAGUUAAAAAUGCCUCCUCAAAGUUUUCAUCAAUCAAGCACGACUACUGUAUAGUAUUUGACAAAUUCACUGAGAUUUCUGAAAUUGAUGAUGAUGGUACCGUAGCUUAGGAGAAAUCUAAAUCAGGCUUUAAUUUUAGUUCGAUAGACAAGAUAGCUGAGAUGAAUCCUAUGGAGUCAGUUGAUAUUCUAGGCAUCGUAUAUAUGGUUGGGCCAGUUGGCUCUGUACAACUAAAAAGUGGAGAAUAUAAGUAACGAAGGAAUAUUUUAAUAUGCGACGAAUCUAAUCUUACUAUAUGUGUGUGCUUCUGGGGUGAGAAAGCCAGCUCUCAUGAUUUUAGUGGCUAGCCAGUGGUUGCUGUAAAAAAUGCCAAGGUCAGUGAUUUUGCCUAAAAAAGUCUUAAUGCCAACGAAGAUUCUCAAGUAUUCUUCAACUGCUAAUUUGACAAAGCUAAAGAGAUGAGAAGUUGGUUUGAUUCAUUAGAUAAAGAACAUGAUUUUCAUGCUUUAUCAACAGGAACUGGCUUAGAAAAUAUGAUGAAAGAACCUCCUAAAGAUGAAACUUUACUAAGGUUUUGUUAACCAUAAAAAGAUAUCCCACCUAGCAUGCAGAGUACAAUUAAAAAUAAUCCUGAAGAAGGAAAUACCAUAGAAUAAGAUGUAGAGAUGUAAGAAGGAGAUGAAAGAGAAGAUACUGAUAUUGGAGGCGAAAGAUCUAUUUCCCCAAAUGAGAUAAGGAAAAAACUAUUUGAAGAAAGAAGAAAGAGUUUUGCUAGAAGGUGGUUUACAAAGUACAACUACUUUUAAAAGAUGAGAGAAUAGAAAGAAAUCUCUAAAAGAGGUAGAGCAAGCAGUGGAAUCGGUGAAGAAAGAAUAAUGUAAAUGGAAUUAGCAAAGUCUAUGGCAACUAGAGCAAGAAAAAGAGGAAGAAAGCCAAAGUAAUAAGAAAGCGUCCUUGGAUUACCAUAAGAAUUUAAAUUCAGUUACGCGAAUGGAAACAAUAAAAAAAGAGGAAGAAGACCGGGUAAAAUAGGAGAAUCGUCUGGUCCAGGCGGAGUACCUGGAGUGGACAAUUAUUGA